This is a messenger RNA of Tetranychus urticae (two-spotted spider mite), 1214 nucleotides long. RefSeq lists its product as uncharacterized. The record is from RefSeq and is a predicted model, not a curated record. Gene Ontology annotation, molecular function: metal ion binding; ubiquitin protein ligase activity. Gene Ontology annotation, biological process: protein polyubiquitination; protein monoubiquitination. NCBI's taxonomy places the organism in Eukaryota, Metazoa, Arthropoda, Arachnida, Trombidiformes, Tetranychidae.
AUCAGUGAUAUUACGCCUUAUCUUAUCCAUGAAACACUUUUUUAAACCAGAUUUUGUAGAAUCCAUUGUUGAGCUCAUUUCCAAAUUGUCUAAACAUUUACCAUUUUGGCUUUAACUAUCAAAGAUGAAAAAUAACAAUCAAAGUUAAAUAUUAUUAUGAGAACAUUGACUGUACACGAAAAAGGCGAAGACUCAACUGGCCUUUAAAAUUAUUGUUUCUAAUUAAUCUUCUAAUGAAUUGCUGAAAUAUUUUCUGGAUCAAUCCUUUUGAUCAAUGUAUUAUUUAUCUGCCACCUACAACAAAAUUAAAUCUGGCAACAAUGGAUUGAUGAUCAAAUCAAUUUUUGAUUGUUUCGAUGUUUUGUUGGUUUAUUAUUUGCCUCUUUUACUUAGACGAAGAAUGGCGUAAAUUUUGCUGAAUUGAAUGAUGAAAUUCGUUGUUGGAUUUUGGCCACCAACAAUCAACACAUCGUUAACUUAUAACGAGAAACUUGGAUUAUGGCGGAUGAAUCUCCGAGUAAAUCAUCAACAACUGACAACAAUUGUAGUGAAAUAGCCUGUAACAAUACAAAUAUUGAUUGUUUCACUGAAGAUCCAUGUUACAUUUGCCUUUCAAAUUUAAUUUCACCCUGUUUUGCCGAUGGCUGUCUUCACGUUUUUUGCACUCAAUGUUUACUUGAAUGGUCCAAACAAUCUAAUCGAUGUCCAGCAUGUCGUACUAUUUUCAACAAUUUAAUUUGUAAUGUAAUUGCUGACCAUUUAUACGACGAGAUUCCAGUUGUUGGGCCGAGCUGGACAAGUCUUUUGAAUGUUGCCAAUUAUUGGGAUUCAAUGAUUGAAUCAAUGGUUACCAAUAUACAAAAUGUUUUAAAUUUAACUUCUCCUCGUGGAAUCAUCUCAAAUUAUUUAGAUGUCCCCCGACCAAAUCACUUAUUAAAUGGUACAGUAACAUCGCACCCUCUAUUAGCGAUAUCAAAUGAAGACGCUAAUAUAAUUCAAUCAGAACCAUUUUCAAAUCUAUCUGAUGGAUGGACUUUGGUUCGUAAUCGUCGCAACCGUCGAUACCGGUCCCAAUCAACCAUCAGUUCAAUAACAACCCUAGAUGAAAGUAUUCAGGAUAGUUCAACCGACUUGAACUCCAACAAUCAGGAAUCCGAAUCAUGUGAUUGACUUGAAAAAUUUAACUCAAUAAAAAUAAUUUAAUUUAACUAAAA